UUGUAGGUAAGAGUUGUGAUAAUUCAAUUUUUGAAUCUGUUGUUUCAUCACCUAUGGAUGAGAGUUAUUCUCCUUGUUUAGGUCAUUCUUUAUUUGACUCUAGUGAUGCAGUUGUUGAUGAGAACUCAUUCAUGUCUAAUGUGCACUAUGCUAGUAAUCUUUUAGUUGUAGCAAUGGAAGGGGAUAUGACUAAUCUCAUUAGUCAAGGUUUUAAAUUGUGUGAUAACCCAUUGUGGGAUGAUAAUAAAGAUGAGUUUGCAGUUUAUUUUUGUCCACUUUGGGAUACCAAUGAAGGAAGAAAAGAUGGUGAAAUUCCCAAUGAAGAUAAUGAGACACAUGAAGCUUUUGGUGUCUUAGAUAUUAAGGAAGUUGAGCUAAAUGCAGGAUAUAGUCACUCAAGUGUGGAAAAGGAUAAGUGCUCACACAUUGCUAAUUUCACAAUAUCUUUAUCUUGUUUCGUCGAUCCUUUUUUGCAGGUUUAUUCCAAGCCACUUCUUGAGGAAAUUACUUUUGGUCCAUAUCUUGAUUAUGGUAUAUCUAAUGGAAAAUAUCAAGAUUCAAGGACGAGAAUAAUCUUUAAGAGAGGAAGAAUGAUAGCAACCAUGAAGGCGCAAAUGCAUUAAAUAGAAAAUAAGGUCACCACCAAGAUUCGAGACGAAUCUUCUUUAAGAGGGGGAGAAUGAUAGCAUCCAUGGUAGCUCAGAAUUAUUGAAGGACGUGGAUGAAGAUAUGGAAGUUCCAAGAAGACCCAUGACAAGAUCUCAAACGAGGAAAUUGCAAGACAAGCUUAAUGGGCUGCAAUCAACAAUUCAAAAGUGUCUUGUGAUGGAAGAAGAGCUCCAGCCCAAUUCAAAUUUUUUCCUCAAGUCUUACACUUAUUUGGAGGCCCAAAUUAAAGUCCAAAGUGAGAUGAAAUGAGGCCCAAAUCAGCCCCAAAAGAAGAAGUUUCCAGCAGCCCAAAUUGGCCCAAAUUAGUUUCUAGAAUAAAUAAUUAAUUGUUGUUUUAAUCUAUGUUGACUUGCAUUGGUCCAAGUGUGGGUAGUCUUCUAGGUUGUUUUAAUCUAUGUUGACUACAUUGGUCCUAGUGUGGGAAGUCUUCUAUGUUUCUAGGGAAGAUAAUUCCCAUUUAUUUCUAUUUGGACUAGUUCCUUCCUUUACAACUAUAUAUAGGGGUGAUUGUCAUCCAUUGUAAAUCAGAUUUUGAAGAAUAUAUUAUAUUGAGAGUUCUUUUGAACCUUUGUGGCAUUACUUUAGGAUUUAUCUUUCAACCUAACUAGUUCCUAGUUCAAGGUAGUAAGAUAAUUUCUUCCUUGAUAUCUUUGAUUUCUUUUUGGUAUUCUUUCGAAGGCGGUUAGUUCUAAAUACUAAUUGUUGUCUUAAGUUACUCACA
Messenger RNA from Lycium barbarum (goji berry), 1390 nucleotides. RefSeq lists its product as uncharacterized. The coding region runs from base 54 to 623 and encodes 189 amino acids. NCBI's taxonomy places the organism in Eukaryota, Viridiplantae, Streptophyta, Magnoliopsida, Solanales, Solanaceae. The record is from RefSeq and is a predicted model, not a curated record. The transcript has 2 exons.